GGCCCAGAAUUCUGUCGGGGUCUUGGCACGGACAAACAACAAGCUCCGUCACGACUUGCCGGACCGGGCAAGAAUGUCCAGCGGUCCGAUAACCGAGCACCUUUUCAACACCCAGCACCAACACUUACCGUGGUCCGGCAAUUAACGAGAAAAAACACCAUGCGCUUCUCAGGUGCUCUCCUGGCGGCGCUAGUAGGGCACGCGCUUGCGCACGGGGACCACGGCGGCAGCGGGUCACACCAGCCGCACGUCGACGAGAACGCAAGCUGGAUGCAGAAACACAUGGCCGAGGAGCACCACGUCGACGGGUUCGACGCGGGGUCCUUCUUCGCGCUACACGACUUCGACGCCGACGGCAGCUGGCAGGGCGAGGAGAUCCUGCGGACAUACGGGCUGAUGGACGAGUCGAAUAAGGGCGUGUCGGAGGACCGCCGGGCGCAGAUCGUGCAGGAGAUCAUGGGGCUGAUCGACGCCAACCGCGACGGGCGCAUCAGCCGCGACGAGUUCGUGCGCUUCAUCGAGACCGACGGCAAGACCCUGCCCGACAUGGGCACGGGGCCCGGCCACCACGGCGACGACGAGUACGAGUACGAGAUCCACCACUGGGAGAAAUACCACGACGAGAACACCAAGCUCGAAGACCUCACCCACCCCGAGGACAUUGAGCACUUCAAAAAGCACGAGCAGAUGGAGGCCGAAGAAGAGCGGCUGGAGAAGCUCAGCAAGCAGAGCAUCAUCGAGUCCAACAUACCGUCCAAGUUUCGACGGGGGGGAUAAAGGAAGCCGUCCGCGACGGCGUAAUGGGAACAGACACAUGAACAUAACUGACAUAUACGUAAUGGUAAUGACCCCAGCCGGCAUGUCCAGCUACGGCACCGACGAAAUCUAGCUAUUCCCCAGCACCAGACCUAGUAGUAAUAAACACAUCAAACACGCAGUGCCACACCCCCGGCGCGUACGUCUUGACCAGCUCGACAUGUUCCACCACAGCCCUCUUCCCCCCAUCCUCCCCGUCCCUCUCCCCAUCCUCCGCCGCCCACCGAUCAAACAACCGCUGAACCUGCCCCCUCCGCGCCUCGAUAUCCGCGACCCCAACAUUCUCAUGCAGAUGCAACCACCCCGCCUCCCCGCCCGCCACCACCAUCCCCCACGCAUCCCUCCACACCGGCUCGCUCGUCGGCAAAAACCCACAGUUCACAUGCACCACCUCCAACACCCCCCCACCACUCCGCUCCCGAAACCCGCCCACCCGCCCCGCCGCCC
This is a messenger RNA of Chaetomium fimeti, 1263 nucleotides long. RefSeq lists its product as uncharacterized. The record is from RefSeq and is a predicted model, not a curated record. The transcript is spliced from 3 exons. Gene Ontology annotation, cellular component: extracellular exosome; endoplasmic reticulum-Golgi intermediate compartment. Lineage: Eukaryota; Fungi; Ascomycota; Sordariomycetes; Sordariales; Chaetomiaceae. Gene Ontology annotation, molecular function: calcium ion binding. Bases 160 to 777 code for a protein of 205 amino acids.